UGAGAUUACCUUCCUCUAUCUAUCAUACCUUAUCCUUUAGCAUUUAGCAUUUAGCUAAAAGGAGGAGAAGUGAGAGAAGGAGUAGUAGAGAUAAAUUGUUUGUUCUCUGAUGUGCCGAAUAUUAUCAGCUAUUAAUAAAUCCUCGAUAUUUCAAGUGAUGUAUAAAACGAUUGGCUAGUGCUUAAAACCUCACCGCUAUCAUCAACAAGUCAUUAUUUUUCAUUGAUGAAAAAAAAAAAUGAAUCGUCAUACGAACACUCAGUUGCCACCAACAGUCUCAGGGAUCCCUCAGAAACGCCAAAAGUUAUCAAAAAAGUGCAGCUACACUUCCUGGGACUGCUCUGGACAAGCUCUCGAGGGCUUUUCCCUCUGUCAAAAGCACAUUCUGCACGAUCCAAGUGCCCCUUACAAACAAUGUGCAUUCGUCUACAACACGAGUGCCAAGAGAUGCUGCAACCCAGCCCCCCGGAUGGACAGACGAGAUGUUGCUUACUGCCCUGAACACAUGAGGAAAGCUCUCAUUGCCAGAAUGAAAUCCACGUCGAAAGGAGUUUUGCCAGAGAAUCCUGAGAGGUAUCUCUUGAACUUGAGGCAUUAUGUGGGUGGAGAUAAAGCUGGGGAGAGGGGUAAAAUCAAAGCGUUGGAUCCAUUCAAUGAAAUUGAUGCAUCCAAGAUCAACUCUAGCUGCUGUGAUAUACUGGAUUAUGCCAGCUCAUCAGACAGUGAUGUGGAGCCCACUGUGGCAUCUGAUGCCCUCCGAGGGGCAUUCCUGGAUGACAGUGACAGUGAAUCCCUUAGCAGUUUCAAUGAGGAUCCCCUCAAGCAUGCAGGUAUCUACACAGCUGAGGAGGGUAUUUACAUUGCUCGUGAGAAACUGAUAAAACUCCAGUCCCUCUACAUUGAGCAAUUCAAGAGGCUCCAGUACAUGUUGCGUGAGAAACGUAGAAGGUAUCUCCACGCAAUAAAGACUGAGAAGGAAACCCUCUGUAGUAUUUAUAAUCAAUCUAAAGAUACACCCAAAGAGAAAAAAAUCUACGAGAAAUUGAAGGCGUUGAAUGGUUAUCACCGUAAAAGUGGGGUUGAAGCUAUUUUGUACAAGAAAUCUAUUGAGAAAAGAGCCAGAUAUUCUGAGGGACUUUCUCAUAAGCCUCCCAGUGUACCCAAAUGCAUUUUCACAGAAGGUGGAGUCAAGUGUGGAGAGAGGACACUUCCUGCUGCUAAACACUGCAGAAAACACAUAUUAAAGGACGAACGUCAGGUGUUAUUCAAAGCAUGUGGAGCUAAAAGAGCUGACAUAUCAUGUCACGAGCCAGUUCCCGUUGUUUUCGACUCCAAUUGUGUCUUUCACAUGGAUCUGCCACCUCCCUGUACACUAGAGCCCAUGAAGUUCAUCAAAGAGAUGAAAUGUCCAGAGCCAGUGGGAUCCAACGUCAACGCCAUGGAGAUCGAUGUUGUUGGUAAUAAUCAGGAAAUUGAUCCAGAUGACGACAUGGCGGGCUUAAUGAGGGAAAUGAAUGAGCCUUUACAUAAGAAGCAGAGCUUCAACGAAAGCAUCACAAGCGAGACGAGCACUGAUACGGCCUUCAGCGUGAAUGCACAGUGCAGUGACAAGGAUGACUCGCUGGUUACUUGAUGGGCUAGGCUACUCAAUUAGUUCCAUUGAUCAUUUGGUUUUUCAAUAUUAGGAUUGAGCAGUUGAUUUAGUCGGUGGAGGAUAUUUUUUGUGAGAUACGGUGAUCAGUUGCCAGUAUGAUAAAUAAAGUUUUAUAUGAAUAAGUAA
Molecule: messenger RNA, 1780 nt
Organism: Diachasma alloeum
Lineage: Eukaryota; Metazoa; Arthropoda; Insecta; Hymenoptera; Braconidae
Gene: dgt1
Product: KAT8 regulatory NSL complex subunit 2
Exons: 6
Coding region: 239-1633 (464 amino acids)
Cellular component (GO): NSL complex
Source: RefSeq, a predicted model, not a curated record